This is a messenger RNA of Ailuropoda melanoleuca (giant panda), 6011 nucleotides long. RefSeq names its product transient receptor potential cation channel subfamily M member 8 (gene TRPM8). Bases 1 to 3315 code for a protein of 1104 amino acids. Lineage: Eukaryota; Metazoa; Chordata; Mammalia; Carnivora; Ursidae. Gene Ontology annotation, cellular component: plasma membrane. Gene Ontology annotation, molecular function: ligand-gated calcium channel activity. Gene Ontology annotation, biological process: calcium ion transmembrane transport. The record is from RefSeq and is a predicted model, not a curated record. The transcript has 25 exons.
AUGUCCUUCGAGGUGGCCAGGCUCAGCAUGAGAAACCGAAGGAACGGCACGCUGGACAGCACCCGGACCCUGUACUCCAGCAUGUCUCGGAGCACAGACGUGUCCUACAGCGAAAGCGACUUGGUGAAUUUUAUUCAAGCAAAUUUUAAGAAACGGGAGUGUGUCUUCUUUACCAAAGACUCCAAGGCCACGGACAACGUGUGCAAGUGUGGCUAUGCCCAGAGCCAGCACAUAGAAGGCACCCAGACCAACCCAAACGAGAAAUGGAGUUACAAGAAACACACCAAAGAAUUUCCAACCGAUGCCUUUGGGGAUAUUCAGUUUGAGACUCUGGGGAAGAAAGGGAAGUAUAUCCGCUUGUCCUGUGACACGGACGCGGAGACCCUCUAUGAGCUGCUGACGCAGCACUGGCACCUGAAAACGCCCAACCUUGUCAUUUCCGUGACCGGCGGCGCCAAGAACUUCGCCCUGAAGCCGCGCAUGCGCAAGAUCUUCAGCCGCCUCAUCUACAUCGCGCAGUCCAAAGGUGCCUGGAUUCUCACAGGAGGCACCCAUUAUGGCCUGAUGAAGUACAUCGGGGAGGUGGUGAGAGACAACACCAUCAGCAGGAAUUCAGAGGAGAACAUCGUAGCCAUUGGCAUAGCGGCUUGGGGCAUGGUCUCCAACAGGGACACCCUCCUCAGGAAUUGCGAUGCUGAGGGAUAUUUUUCAGCUCAAUACAUAAUGGAUGACUUCAAGAGAGACCCUCUGUAUAUCCUGGACAACAAUCACACCCAUUUGCUGCUUGUGGACAACGGCUGCCACGGACAUCCUACAGUUGAAGCGAAACUCCGGAAUCAGCUGGAGAAGUACAUCUCCGAGCGCACUAUUCAAGAUUCCAACUAUGGUGGCAAGAUCCCCAUUGUGUGUUUUGCCCAAGGAGGUGGCAAAGAGACUUUGAAGGCCAUCAACACCUCCAUCAAAAGUAAAAUCCCCUGUGUGGUGGUGGAAGGUUCAGGGCAGAUUGCGGACGUGAUCGCGAGCCUGGUGGAGGUGGAGGACGCCCUGACAUCUUCCGUGGUCAAGGAGAAGCUGGUGCGUUUCUUACCCCGCACGGUGUCCCGGCUGCCUGAGGAAGAGACUGAGAGUUGGAUCAAAUGGCUCAAAGAAAUUCUGGAAAGUUCUCACCUAUUAACAGUUAUUAAAAUGGAAGAAGCUGGGGAUGAAAUUGUGAGCAAUGCGAUUUCCUAUGCUUUGUACAAAGCCUUUAGCACCAAUGAACAAGAUAAGGAUAACUGGAACGGGCAGCUGAAGCUUCUGCUGGAAUGGAACCAGCUGGACCUCGCCAAUGACGAGAUCUUCACCAACGACCGCCGAUGGGAGUCUGCUGACCUUCAAGAAGUCAUGUUUACGGCUCUCAUAAAGGACAGACCCAAGUUCGUCCGCCUCUUUCUGGAGAAUGGGUUGAACCUGCGGAAGUUUCUCACCAACGACGUCCUCACUGAACUCUUCUCCAACCACUUCAGCACCCUUGUCUACCGGAACCUUCAGAUUGCCAAGAAUUCCUAUAAUGACGCCCUCCUCACAUUUGUCUGGAAGCUGGUGGCUAACUUCCGGAGAGGCUUCCGGAAGGAAGACAGAAACAGCAGGGACGACAUAGACGUAGAAUUUCACGACGUGUCUCCAAUCACUCGGCACCCGCUGCAAGCACUCUUCAUCUGGGCCAUUCUGCAGAACAAGAAGGAACUCUCCAAGGUCAUUUGGGAGCAGACCAGGGGCUGCACUCUGGCGGCCCUGGGAGCCAGCAAGCUUCUGAAGACUCUGGCCAAGGUGAAGAAUGACAUCAAUGCCGCAGGGGAGUCCGAGGAGCUGGCAAAUGAGUACGAGACCCGUGCAGUUGAGCUGUUCACGGAGUGCUACAGCAGCGAUGAGGACCUGGCCGAGCAGCUGUUGGUCUACUCGUGUGAAGCCUGGGGCGGAAGCAACUGCCUGGAGCUGGCGGUGGAGGCGACGGACCAGCACUUCAUCGCCCAGCCCGGGGUCCAGAAUUUUCUUUCCAAGCAAUGGUAUGGAGAGAUUUCCCGAGACACCAAGAACUGGAAGAUUAUCCUGUGUUUAUUCAUGAUCCCCUUGGUUGGCUGUGGCUUUGUAUCCUUCAGGAAGAAGCCCAUCGACAAGCACAAGAAAGUCCUGUGGUACUACGUGGCCUUCUUCACCUCCCCCUUCGUGGUCUUCGCCUGGAACGUGGUCUUUUACAUCGCCUUCCUCCUGCUCUUUGCCUACGUGCUGCUCAUGGAUUUUCACUCGGUGCCGCACUCCCCCGAGCUGGUCCUCUACGCCCUGGUCUUUGUCCUGUUCUGCGAUGAAGUGAGGCAGUGGUACAUGAAUGGGGUGAAUUAUUUCACCGACCUGUGGAAUGUCAUGGACACGCUUGGGCUUUUUUACUUCAUAGCAGGCAUUGUGUUUCGGCUCCACCCUUCUAAUAAAACCUCUUUGUAUUCCGGACGAGUCAUCUUUUGCCUGGAUUACAUUAUAUUCACUCUAAGGUUGAUCCACAUUUUCACCGUAAGCAGAAAUUUAGGACCCAAGAUUAUAAUGUUGCAGAGGAUGCUGAUCGACGUGUUCUUCUUCCUGUUCCUUUUUGCGGUGUGGAUGGUGGCCUUUGGCGUGGCCAGGCAAGGGAUCCUCAGGCAAAAUGAACAUCGCUGGCGGUGGAUAUUCCGCUCUGUUAUCUACGAGCCCUACCUGGCCAUGUUCGGCCAGGUGCCCAGCGACGUGGAUGGCACCACGUACGACUUUGCCCACUGCACCUUCACUGGGAAUGAGUCCAAGCCACUGUGCGUGGAGCUGGACGAGCACAACCUGCCUCGGUUCCCUGAGUGGAUCACCAUCCCCCUCGUAUGCAUCUACAUGCUCUCCACCAACAUCCUGCUGGUCAACCUGCUCGUGGCCAUGUUUGGCUACACUGUGGGCACGGUCCAGGAGAACAACGACCAGGUCUGGAAGUUCCAAAGGUACUUUCUGGUGCAGGAGUACUGCAACCGGCUGAACAUCCCCUUCCCCUUCGUGGUCUUUGCCUACUUCUACAUGGUGGUCAAGAAGUGCUUCGGGUGCUGCUGCAGGGAGAAAAACGCCGAGCCUUCCGCCUGCUGUUUCAGAAAUGAAGACAACGAGACUCUGGCGUGGGAGGGUGUCAUGAAAGAAAAUUACCUUGUCAAGAUCAACACGAAAGCCAAUGACACCUCAGAAGAAAUGAGGCAUCGGUUUAGACAGCUGGAUACAAAGAUUAAUGAUCUCAAGGGUCUUCUGAAAGAGAUUGCUAAUAAAAUCAAAUAGAACUUCAUGGACUGUAAUGGAGAAAAAUCUAAUUAUAGCAAGGUGACAUCAGAAAUCUAAGUGGGAAGGCGUCAAGAAAGGCUGAAGAACAGUUUGGUUACUGACUGCUCAGUAAGAAGUGUUCAGGCCCUGGUGUGUCCGGCAGAUGGCUUUCAUCACCCGGUGUGCUCAAAUCUGAGAAACAGACACGUGAUGGGUUUUACACGAGAAGAUGGACGUGAAGGGAGAGCCUCCCCGGACGGCUGCCCUGUGACUUCCCUGAGUCUUGAUCACUCCGACUUGCUGUGGAUCACUUUAGAGUGUGUUCCUGCACCCCCUUUCCUCCUUCACUUCCCCUCCUUCCGACCCGUGCACAUUACAUCUCUCCUGGGAAGAAGAGCCGGGUGGUGCCUCCCCCCAUACCGUUGUUGUUUAGCUCAAUCCACUCUCUGCUGCUUCCCUUUCUGGAGUGUGUGACUAGUUAGUCGGCAUGUUGUUAAAAGUAUCCCCAAUCAGGGCAGAUUCUAAAACACGGUGGAGCAAGAGGACCCUGCUCUUCUCAGGAAAGACAAUUCUCGCUUCUCAUGAUGCUUUUUAUCUAUCGAAGGAGGUGACAAAGCCGCAUCCUACCCUCUCACACUUCACCAGGAGCUCUCCAUUCUUAAAGAUGUGAAGAAUCACCUGGAAAUGGGACCUUGAGAGGCACCCUUGAUUUUGUUUUCAGUGGGUGCUCCUUUCUUCUCUUAUUCCUCCUUUCCCCAGUAAAAAUAAACCACGGAUAUUAUAGAAAAUUCAGACUACAUGGAAAAGUAGAAGGAAUAUAAAUAGUCCCGCUAGUGGUUAAAGAUAAUCACUGCUAACAUUUUAGGGUGUGUUUCCAAAUCUAUUUCUUAUCUAUGCAUAUUUUAUUUCUCUUAUAAAAUUUUACAUGAUGUCAUCAUACCACACAUACAAUUUUGUAUAAGCUUUUUCACUUAGUAUUUUAUCAAAGAUGUUUUUGUUAUAUUCAUGGUCUCCUUAAACAUUAUAUUAAUGAUUCAACCUCUAAUGAUUUCCAAAAUGCUGGUCAUUGAAGGCUGGUUCUGAUUGGUUGGUGAGAUGAGCAUCUUGGUGCAUGAAUCUUUUUCUGCAUUUGGGAAAUUUUCCCACAGCUAGACUCCUGGGCGUAUUUAAUGAUUAUCAAAUCAUUUACAAGGCUUUUUCAUAAAUGUAUAGCAAAUAGGAAUUAUUAACUCUAGUCUAAGAUAUGAGAUAUGUGAACUUAGAACUCUUAACAUAAGGUAUUAUAUUUAAUCCUUAGUUUAGGCAGAAAUCAACACACUUAUUUAAAUAUUGCAGAUGGUGAAGAUAUGGGUGUAGAAUUGGGGGGGGGUCACCUUUCUGAACACUUCUAGUGCCAGCUUUCUCUGGAAGUGGUGGUGGCUUUGCCCAAAAGAUGUGCUGGAAGAACAGAAGGCACUUCAAGUGUCCAUAAUUAGUUUUUCCAGCCUUGAAUAGACUAUAAACUCAGUGGCUGAAGAAGGAAAUCUUGGAAGGAAGCUAUUAAAAGAUCAUCCAAUUAAAAAAACUACAAAAGCAUGAACCAAAGAAAGUGUUUUAUCAUUUUGUCUGGGCUUUAGUUAAAAUGAUUACUCACAACAUUCAUAAUGUUGGGAGGGAAUGAAUACAUGGGAAUGAAUGGGUUUUUUUUUUUCUUUUUACUUAAACCUUAUUAAUGGCUUAAGGGGAAUCCUCUUCAGUAGGGCUGUUGAGCUCAUGGUUUCAGAUACUAAAAGUAGGUGGAAUAAAAUUUGUAUGACAAAAAUUGCCAAUGAGUGGAAUUUUCAAAACUUCUCUGUUCGUGGGAGAAUGUUACUUUUUUUUUUUAAAGAUUUUAUUUAUUUAUUCGACAGAGAUAGAGACAGCCAGCUAGAGAGGGAACACAAGCAGGAGAGUGGGAGAGGAAGAAACAGGCUUCCAGCAGAGGAGCCUGAUGUGGGGCUCGAUCCCGGAACGCUGGGAUUACGCCCUGAGCCGAAGGCAGACGCUUAACCGCUGUGCCACCCAGGCGCCCCGAGAAUGUUACUUUUGUUUCAACUAGAGUAUCUGCCUUUUCCGAAGCCACCAAGAGGAGGCUUAGGUCCUCUUGGUGGUGCCGGGCAAAGGGAAAGUGUGUGGCAACGUGUGUGAGGUUGGCCCGGGAGAAACAGCGGUCUCAACCCCAUACCCUCCUUCAAGUAGUGAAUGUGAAUUAAAAUCAGUAAAUCAACUGAAAACCUCUUCUAAGACAAAAUUUAGCGUAACUGUUGGCUGGUCCCCCUCAAUGCAUUUGUCCAUAUACUCCUAUUUCUGCUGCCCGUGUUUUUGAUCAGUGUGAGAAAGAGGCCUACGCGCCCCAUAGUAUCAGAGGCAAAAAGUUCUCUUUUUGACAAUAAUGACAGAGAGCCUGGACCACACCCAGAAUUCACUGGUCCUGGAGAAGAAAGUGUUUUCAACUCAGCUUAUCUGGUAGAUGUUUUUGCAAGGCUAUGCCAUGUGAUUUUUGCAUAUGCAAACUUGUUAUUUGAAGUGUAGCUCACAGAAACAGCACAGGUGUGGCUGGGCACCUCUAACCGGAGCCGCUGUGCCUUCGUGGGUGGGGCUGUCUCUGGGUCCUGUGCGCCCUGUGCCACGGGUAACCCUGCAACUUGGUUUCAGUGAGUGUGUUAGUGAAUUAAAUACAAGGAAGAACUGUCUGG